Miscanthus lutarioriparius is the source of this 1137-nucleotide messenger RNA. The record is from the annotation of a GenBank genome assembly. Lineage: Eukaryota; Viridiplantae; Streptophyta; Magnoliopsida; Poales; Poaceae.
AUGGCUUCCACGGUGACGCUGGAGAAGACGACCACCAUCCAGAGUGAUGACGCAGGUGUUGUUGGAUCGCCCAAGACCAUGCGGUCUCCUCUCCUGAUGAAGAAGGAGGCCAAGGGAAGGUGCUGCGGGCACAGGUGCGAGCUCGUCAGCUACGACAAGCUGCCGGAGUUCCUCAAGCACAACGAGUUCAUCGUCGACCACUACCGCAGCGAGUGGCCCAUCAAGGAGGCGCUCCUCAGUGCCUUCUCCGUCCACAACGAGACCAUCAACGUCUGGACGCAUUUGAUCGGCUUCUUCGUCUUCCUCGCGCUCACCGUGUGCGCCGCCACGAUGGUCCCGACGGAGUACGAGUCGUCGCCUCACUUGGCGACGUCGUUCACGGGCCUGGCCAACAUCAGCGACAACGCAAUGGUGCUGAGGAGCUACAGCGCGAACGGAGCGUUCUUGGCAAUGACAAUGAAGGCGUUCCACAACGUGUCCGUCGUCAAAACCGAGGCCGCCGCCGCCGCCGUUCUGUCAGCGGCGGGGCACGGCCGGGUCCCGCGGUGGCCGUUCUACGCGUACCUCUGCGGCGCCAUGUUCUGCCUGCUGAUGAGCAGCGCGUGCCACCUGCUGGCGUGCCACUCGGAGCACGCCAGCUACGUGUUCCUCCGGCUGGACUACGCGGGCAUCACGGGGCUCAUCGUCACCUCCUUCUACCCGCUCGUCUACUACACCUUCCUGUGCGACCCCUUCUACCAGGCGCUCUACCUCGGCUUCAUCACCGUCUCCGGCGCCGCCGCCGUGGCCGUCUCCCUCCUCCCCGUCUUCGAGAGGCCCGAGCUGCGGUGGGCGCGGGCGGGGCUGUUCGCGUGCAUGGGCAUGUCGGGCCUCGUGCCCAUCCUGCACAAGAUGCUCGUCUUCGGGGACCGCCCGGAGGCCGUGCUCACCACGGGGUACGAGAUGGCCAUGGGCGCCUUCUACCUGGCCGGCGUCGUGGUGUACGCCACCAGGGUCCCCGAGCGCUGGAUGCCCGGGUGGUUCGACCUAGCGGGACACAGCCACCAGCUCUUCCACGUGCUCGUCAUCGCCGGCGCCUACGCGCACUACCUCGCCGGACUGGUCUACCUCGGCUGGAGGGACAUGGAAGGGUGCUGA